GUCAUUGCCCUUCAUUUAGAGGGCGACUACUUUUCUACAACAUGGCAUCGUUGGUGCGAGCUGCUCGGAUCUGCAGAAUCUUACCAUCUUUUACUUCACAUUUCACCAGACAGUCACCUCUCACCAGAAAUGUCUGUUUGAAAGGACAAACAUGUUUUGCCAAAAAUCCAGUGAUGUUCAGGUGUGUGAGCACCCAGGCUGAAGCUGCUCCCCUUGUCAUGAAUAAUGGCUUUGUUCCCACUCGCAGGAAUAAUUCUGAACGAAUUAUGGUCAAUGUUGAGACUAAUCUUUAUAGAUUUGGUCGAGUGUCUUACAAUCAAGUCCGGGAAUUUAUAAACGAAAUCGACAAAGCAGGAACUGUAACAUCAGCUCAAGCCUUGUUACUGCUGCGAUCCCUCGGUUCCAGUUUGUUCGAUGAACAUCCGAAAUUUCGGUCAGAGACUACCCUGAAAAUUUGGGAUAAGUUCCAAGAUUAUGGUCUUCAGUUUGACAUCACUCAUUAUAAUGCCAUAUUGAGGAACCAUCUCCAGAACAAACAUUCUUUUGAACCAAGUGAGUUUUUGGCAGUUAUGGAAAAAAAUCAAAUCGAACCAAACCGAGUAACUUACCAAAACCUAAUUUCACAAUAUUGUGAAAUGGGAGACAUAGAAGGUGCCAGUAAAAUCCUUGAACACAUGAAGAGUUCUGAUUUACCAAUUGGAGAACAAGUAUUUAAUUCUUUGAUCACUGGACAUUUCCGCGCUGGGGAUCCUGAAAGUGCCAAAGAAAUUUUGAAUGUCAUGAAAACUGCUGGAUUGGAACCAAGUUGUGAUACCUACGUUGCUCUUGCUUGUGGUUACAUUGAACAAGGCCAAGGAGAACAUGUUGAGAAACUUCUGCAAGAAGCUGAGAAUGAUGGAAUUCUUGUCCGUCCUUUUGUCCUUCUGAAGUUAGUCUUUGAAAUGGCUCAACACAAUCAGCAAGAAAUGGCAUCAAAGCUUAUACCAAAACUUUCAUCAUUCCGAAGCUGGAACCAAGAUGCUAUUUCUUGGAUUAACCAAUUGAUCUGUUUUGGCCAUGACCAAAUAGCUUUUGAAGUUUUCACUGUGAUGCCCAAACCACUCCAAAAGGAUGACAAUGAGUUACAACUUGGCCGUUUCUUCAUUCGUGCUCUUGUGAAAAGUGAGGUGUCAGUGGACAAACUGUGUGAGUAUGUGAACAGGAUGAGAAACGAAGGCUGGAACAAGGACGAUCUGUGUUUCCCCACACAGAUGGCAUAUAUUUACAAUAAGACAGAUUUUGCUUUGGAGUUAAUCAGUAGAAUGGCAGCUGAGAAUAUCCCAGUGAGGAAACACUUCUUUUGGCCAGCGUUCUGUCAAUUUUCAGAAAGUAACAAUAAGCAAGGUAAGGUGUUUAGCUAAACAUAAUUUGUUUUU
Octopus bimaculoides (California two-spot octopus) is the source of this 1415-nucleotide messenger RNA. RefSeq names its product leucine-rich PPR motif-containing protein, mitochondrial. Gene Ontology annotation, cellular component: nucleus; mitochondrion. Gene Ontology annotation, biological process: regulation of mitochondrial translation. Lineage: Eukaryota; Metazoa; Mollusca; Cephalopoda; Octopoda; Octopodidae. Gene Ontology annotation, molecular function: protein binding; mRNA 3'-UTR binding. The record is from RefSeq and is a predicted model, not a curated record.